UGUUUGUUUACAGAUCCCUCCCAAGCUUCAACUUCCUACCUGUAGUUCCAGUGGGGCGCGCCACAGUUUGAAAACCGCCAGGUGACGUCAUCGUCAUGUUGAGCAACAGCUGAAGCGGAAACUGGAAGCUUCUCUCAGCGCGCAGUCUCUCUGUGUCUCUGAAGGAGAACCCCCUGAUCUCUGUGUCUCUCUGAAGGAGAACCCCCUGAUCUCUGUGUCUCUCUGAAGGAGAACCCACUGAUCUCUCAGCUUCUUCUCAACAACCUGCAGAAUCUCUGGUCCUUCAAAGCGAUGGCCUCUGAAGGCAGCGGGACGAUGGAGGUGGCGGCACUCGGACGGCCUUUCAGCCUCGGGAUGUUGUACGACUGCCGCAAAGACUCACUCGUCCCUGGAAUGACGUUGUGGGACCGUGAUGACCUUAAAAAUCAUAUCGGAGAAAGACCACAGAGCUAUAAUUAUUUUGAUAUAGUUGCAUCUGAAUCAAUUGAGCACAAAUCUAAAGCACUAAAUGUUGAAGCAUCACUGAAGGCCAGUUUCUUGAGUGGACUGGUAGAAGUUGAAGGAUCAGCCAAAUAUCUGAACGAUAGAAAGACUUCCAAAAAUCAGGCCAGAGUUACUCUGAAGUACAAAACUACCACAAAGUUCCAUGAACUGUCCAUGAAUCAUCUUGGAGGAGACAAUGUUAAGCAUCAGUCUGUGUUUGAUAAAGGAAUAGCAACACAUGUAGUCACAGGUAUCCUUUAUGGUGCACAAGCCUUCUUUGUCUUUGACCGUGAGGUGUCUGUAAAAGAAAAGGAUCAAGACAUUCAGGGAAACUUGAAGCUGAUGAUAGAGAAAGUUCCCUCUCUUGCAAAAGAGGGAAAAGGCUUGUUGGAAAUGGAAGACAAGGACAAAGCUAAUGUUGAGAAACUGUCCUGCAGAUUCUUUGGAGACUUUUUGAUUCAGAAACCUCCUACAUCCUUUCAGGAUGCAGUAGAAGUCUACCAAAGUCUGCCAAAGCUGCUGGGAGCCAACGGGGAAAAAGCAGUACCAGUGAAGGUCUGGAUGUUGCCACUGACAUGUUUAGAUUCUACUGCUGCUAAACUUGUCCGUCAGAUAAGUAUUGGAUUAGUUGAAGAAUGUCAGAGGGUCCUGGAGGACUUCAGUGACCUGGAAAUGAGGUGCAAUGAUGCACUGAAAACCCAAACUGCACAGCAGUUCCCACAGAUUGGAAGAAAACUCAAAACCUUUAAACAGAUGUGCUCUGAGUUCAAACUGGAAUUCCAACAAACCCUGGCAAAGAAACUUCCAUCAAUCCGAGGAGGAGGAGAAGAAGAAGCUGUGCUCGCAGAGAUCCUGAGGAAGACAUGUUCUUCUCCUUUCAACAGCGAGAACCUGAACGAGUGGAUGGACUGUAAGGAGAGAGAAAUCUCCAUUUUAAAGUCCACCACCAACAUGAUGAAAAACACCGAGAUCGUUCCACGAGAAAAUGAUCUUCAUGAAGAAAUUCUCAACACGGAGCACGCUGUGUGUUUUAUCUUCACCUCGCUGGGAAGGGAUGAACCGUACCUCUCAGCUUUAUCAAAGUACCUGAAACAAACACCCAAACCAGACCACGCUCAACAUCCACACACUCCAGAUCAAUGGUACAACUCAAGAAGAGAGAUGGAAGCAAUGUGGCGUAAAGCAAAGCUCUUCAGUGAUUUUGCCGAGGCCAACAAGGAUAAGCCUAACAUUACAUUUCUGACAGUGGGUUUAUCAGACGAGACACAGAAACGGGCAAGCAUCCACCUUUAUACAGACGGCUCUGCUGUCAGUGAGAACUUUGAGCCACCUUCAGCGCCUGCAACAGUAACAGGAAGUGAUGUAAACCACAACAGUGUGACACUGGAGAUUUCUCCACCCAGAUCUGGAGCUGAGGACAUCACCUCCUACUCUGUGGAGUACCGUGUCAGUGGAGAGGAUGGCUGGAAACAAAAGACAGCAUCCAUAGCUGAAGAAGUCACAGUGAGCGACCUGAGUCCUAACACAGAGUACGUGUUCAGAUGCAGGGCAGAGACACCAGUAGGUGCCGGGCCAGCCAAUGAAGUGAGAGGAUCCAUUAAAACCUUACCCUGCAGCCCUCCUGGAAAACCCAACGUUGAAUCAAACUCACGUGAGAUAUCAGUCAGCUGGGAGGAACCUGCUGAGCUCGGACAAGAUGUCCACGUUUUGAGCUACAUCGUAGAGUACGCCAAACCAGACCAACAGGUGAGAGAGGGAGAUCUCCACUGGGAGCAAAUGAUGGUGGGAGCUGAGAAGGUGAUCAUUCCAGGACUUCAGCCAGAGACAGAAUACGCUGUCAGGGUCAGGGGUGAUUGUGGUGCAGCUGGAAGAAGCAAAGAAAGCAUCUCUGUUAAUGUCUGCACAACUGAACCUGCACCUUUCACUGAACUCCUCAAAAGUAAAAGCAAGAGGAUCAACUCUGGAUCUCCCUCAGUUUACAAACUGCCUCUGACAGAAGAAGACAUGGAGGUGGAUGGAUGCCGGAGGUACAGCUUUGGCUCAGAAAGCACGAGGCAAAAUCGCACAAUAUUGCUUAUUGGAGCACCAGGAUCUGGAAUGUCCACUCUGAUCAAUGGACUCAUCAACUACAUAGUUGGUGUAGAGUGGGAGGACAAUUUCAGAUUCAAGUUAGUUGAUGAGGAUCAGUCGAGAUCUCAAGCUGAAAGCCAGACCUCUGAAGUCACUGUGUACAAAAUCAACCACCAAGAGGGCUUUAAAAUCCCUUUCUCUCUGACCGUCGUUGACACUCAAGGCUUUGGAGAUACAAUAGAUGAGGACAUCACAGAAGAGCUACGUAAUCUCUUCUCUUCAGAGCGUGGCGUCAGUGAAAUCAACGCCGUGUGUUUUGUAGUUCAAGCUUAUUUAGCUCGGCUCACACCAUCUCAGCAAGAUUUGUUUUAUUCUAUGCUCUCAAUCUUUGGCAAAGAUGUGGUAGAGAACAUCCAGGUUCUGGUGACAUUCUCAGACGGCCAACGCCCACCAGUUCUAGAGGCGAUCAAUGCUUCAGCUGUCCCAUGUCCUAAAACAGAAGACGGGCUGCCAGUUCACUUCAAGUUCAAUAACUCUGCAUUGUUUGCACAGAACCGAUCAUCUGCUGCUGACUCGAGAGGAGAGGAGGAAGAUGGAGGCUUGGAUCAGAUGUUCUGGAAAAUGGGGGCAAAAAGCAUGAAGAGGUUCUUUGUUGCUUUAGAUAAGAUAACAACCAAAGGCUUGACUUUAACAAGCGAGGUUUCUCCAGAAAGAAAGAGGCUCGAGAAGUCAAUUGAAAAAUUGCAAAAGCAAUUGAAAGUUUUGUUAGCCAAGCUAGACGAGGUAAAAGAGACAUCUGAAAACAUUAAAGAGCAAGAGCAACACCUCGACACGGAGGGACGCCUUGUAAAUCAGGGGCUUGCGAUGAUCAUAAGUCAAGUGGGUAAUGCGAUUAAAUCAACUAUGAGUUGGAGGAGCUCAUAAACAGGUCUAAUAACCCAACACUCUACGAUAAGGUACGAUAUUACUUUAGGUAAUAAUUCCUGAACACAAUACGAGAAAAACCAACAUCUACCGUGACAUCACAAUCUCGAGAGAAACAUGCUCAUAGAUUCUUUGGAUGGAUUCAGUGUUUCGUAAAGCAGAAAAACGACUUUAAAGUCAAGAAUCUCAAAACGAGGGCAAAAUCACGACCAGUGCCACUGACCCCAAGGACAGGACCUGUAAAAAAAUGUACUUUUCGGACUUCAGAUUACUGCAAUCCAGCCAUAAAUACUAACCUCCCAUGAUCCUCUUAUCGUGAAUAUCCUGUUCUGUUUCAGUGCUCCCCACAUCGCCUGAGGACAAUGAGUAACCAUGCCUGACCUCUGACCAAUGAUUGUUUUAAUUAUCAUUUAAUAAACGCUGCUUUGGGUGAUGGCGAGCUAAAAUGCUCCACAGAUCAAUUAAAAAGUGAAUCGACUCAAAAGGUUUUUGACACACUCUCUUUACCUUUAAUGUAAAUAGUGUCAAAGAAAGGUUUGAAUAUAAACCUCUGAGAUAAUGCUUUCUGUGUUUUCUUUACAUUGCUUUCCUGCAGGAGUUUUCUGCAUGGUCUGAUGAUUAAAGGGAACCGUGUGGGGACAGAUGUUACCGUGUGAAUGUGUGAGUUCAUGAACGUCCUGACACCACCGACGAAACAUUUCAUUAACCUGAGCGUUUAAAACUGUAUAUUUGUUUCGUUGUUAAACUCAAUUAUUUUGACACCGGUCCGAGUCGCGUUGUUCGAUGCAGUUUUUUAACAGCUUGUUGUUGAAUGCUUUAGCUUCUUCUGCUCUUCGUUUGGUUCUCUCUGAGAUUCGAACGAUGAAUGUGUAUUAUGUUGGUGAGUGUCCUGAAGUGAUAGGGUGACUUCUGCUGGAUCAAGGAGACGUUAUUGAACGAUAAGUCAGACUAAUGGAAAGAUUUAAAUCAGCGAGAUUAAAGAUCGCUUUCACCUUUCUUUCUUUAACUGCUUGGAUUAUUGGUCUUUUUUUUAAUCUACCAUUUGUUGUACUUUGUUGCUGCUUUAAAUCACAGAACCUGAUACUGAUGUGUCUUUGAUUACAUUUGAUUGACAUUAUUGAAUAAUCAAGACUAAAUAAAUGCUGUUAUGCCUCUUCGUCAGUCUGGACUUUCUCUGACUUCUGUCUGCAAAGUAACUAAGAAGGAAAUAUUGUAUAUGUAACUGCAUGACAUUUAUAUACAGCUUUAAGUUCUACGAACAUUCCAGCUACAGAACUGUUUAAAUAAAAACAUGACUAUGGUC
Messenger RNA from Eleginops maclovinus (Patagonian blennie), 4780 nucleotides. RefSeq lists its product as uncharacterized. Gene Ontology annotation, molecular function: protein binding; GTP binding. The transcript is spliced from 3 exons. The record is from RefSeq and is a predicted model, not a curated record. Bases 292 to 3477 code for a protein of 1061 amino acids. NCBI's taxonomy places the organism in Eukaryota, Metazoa, Chordata, Actinopteri, Perciformes, Eleginopidae.